CGCGCACCCCGGAGAUCUUUGCGUGACCGCGCAGCCAAGGGGGAAAAGAAAGAAAAGGAAAACCAACCAGAAGAAAAGCUCGGGAGGAGAGCGUGGGGGGACUAGGGAGCAUGGCGGAGCACAAGGAGGAGCCGGUGGCGGAGUCCAUGAUGGACAAGAUCUCCGACAAGUUCCACGGUGGGGACUCGUCGUCGUCGUCCUCGGACUCGGACGACGAGAAGAAGGGGUCGGCGGCGGGCGUCAAGGCCAAGAUCUACCGCCUCUUCGGCCGCGAGAAGCCCGUCCACGCCGUCCUCGGCGGCGGCAAGCCUGCUGAUCUUGUUCUAUGGAGGAACAAGAAGGUCUCCGGAGGGGUGCUUGCUGGCGCUACUGCCAUCUGGCUGCUGUUCGAGGUCAUGGAGUACCAUCUGCUCACCUUGGUGGGCCACUGCCUCAUCCUCUCCCUGGCAACCCUCUUCCUCUAUUCCAAUGUCUGCAUUUUCAUCCACAAGUCUCCCCCGAACAUCCCUGAGGUGAAAAUCCCGGAGGACAUGACUGUAAACAUUGCACUAUCACUGCGGCAUGAGAUCAACCGGGGCUUCUUUACCUUGAGAGAGACUGGUCAUGGUCGUGAUCUGAAGAAAUUCCUCAUUGUGAUUGGAGGGCUCUGGCUUCUUUCUGUUCUUGGGAGCUACUGCAACUUUUUGACACUGUCAUAUAUAGUCUUUGUGGUGCUGUACACUGUGCCAGUUCUGUAUGAGAAGUACGAUGACAAGGUGGAUGCUUUUGGUGAGAAGGCCAUGAUCGAAUUGAAGAAGUAUUAUGCCAUCUUUGAAGAGAAGGUCCUGUCGAAGAUCCCGAAGAACAAGAAGCACUAGAUCACAAGAGUUACCCUGCCGCGUAUUGCCAUCUGUGUUAAUCUCAACUUGUUGCCUCAUUUUGAAGGAUGGUUCUGUGUCAUUGCGUCUGUCUUUAGUUAAUACUACUUGAUACUAGUACAUAUAGAUGUGGUGUGCUGAUCCUUUUGUGAAGUGGAGUCAUGCCAGCUGAAGAUUGUUGAUCUUCUUUUUUUUGUUUAUUUUUCAACUUUCAGCAUGGUUACUCUAUCUGGGAGCCGGAAAUGUUAUGGCAUUACCUGUUCUAGUGCCUAGUGAUAUACUACUGCGUAGUGAUUUAUCCA
Messenger RNA from Triticum urartu, 1159 nucleotides. RefSeq names its product reticulon-like protein B3. NCBI's taxonomy places the organism in Eukaryota, Viridiplantae, Streptophyta, Magnoliopsida, Poales, Poaceae. The record is from RefSeq and is a predicted model, not a curated record. Gene Ontology annotation, biological process: response to bacterium.